Messenger RNA from Lethenteron reissneri (Far Eastern brook lamprey), 5283 nucleotides. RefSeq names its product transmembrane protease serine 6-like. The record is from RefSeq and is a predicted model, not a curated record. Gene Ontology annotation, biological process: proteolysis. Gene Ontology annotation, molecular function: protein binding; serine-type endopeptidase activity. Lineage: Eukaryota; Metazoa; Chordata; Hyperoartia; Petromyzontiformes; Petromyzontidae.
GGUGUACGAAUGUUCCCAGCCCGACCACGGCGGAAGAAACCAUGCCGGCGGGAGUGCAGGUGCUGCCGAUGCAGCCUACGAAGCAGAUUUUCUGGAAGGUGGCGAUCGGGUUGUUGGUGCUCUUUUCGCUGUUGGUCCUAGCAGGGGCUGGGGUCAUCAUCUGGUACUUUGUCACUCGCAACCAAAGCUCCCCUGAGCCAUUGGUGGCGGUGCGAUUCAUUGGCUCCUUCACCAUCACGGACGCCACCUUCGAAGCGCCACUCGUCGAUCCGUCCAGUGCCAAGUUCCGGGCCCUCGCGAGCUCCACACAAGCCAAGAUCGAUGAAGUGUUCCAGUCAUCAGUGCUGUCUCCAUACUUCAAGGAAAGUAAAGUUUUGGGCUUCAGCAGCGGCAGCGUAGUGGUGCGGUUCCUACUGGCGUUCGCGGUCCAGUCGUUCGGCAGCAACAAGUUGACCCGCCAGAACGUGCUGGACGCGUUCCGCAGCGGUGACCUCUACGAUGCCACCACAGGCACGAGCAUCAACCCUGGCUCGAUCGCCAUUAACUCUGAUGUAAAGACUGGAGACUUGGAUAUCGUGGCAGACUGUCUGGAGGUGGUGAACUUGGGCGCCGACCCCACGGUGUCGGUGACAUCGCGGGCCGGAAAGUCGUGCGCAUGGAUGAUUGUGGCGCCCGAGGGCUCCCUGGUCCAACUUGCACUGCAGGCCGACCCCUCCACGACCGUCUGCACCGAUGCUGUCGCCUUGUAUGAUGGGGUCCUGCCUGCUAACAGCAGCCUCGUCGCAGACACGUGCACCCCGGCCUCUGGGGCAAUCUCUUUCCAUUCGUCUGGGCGCAUCCUGCUGCUGGUGUGGCACAACCUCGCCAGUGGUGGCAGUGGCAGUAGCCACCAAUUGGACGCCGUCACCCAGGCUGUGAAAAAACAAGAGUGUGGGGGCGUGCGUCAGCUGCUCCCCACCAUGGAAUCUCAGGGCUUCGUGUCCACGCCUUUCUACCCGGACUUCUACCCCCCAUAUUUCAGCUGCAAUUGGACGUUCAUGAUGCCAAAUGACUCAUUUGGGCUCUCUCUAAACUUUGAGGGAUACGAGCUGCAAGCACAGUCACCAUCAGCAAGCCCUUGCCAGUAUGAGUUGUGGAUCAUCAACGGACAAAACUACUGCGGGAGCCUCGUGAGUGGAUCGCGCAUCCUGCGCGUUUCCACCGGGAUGCUGUCGGUCUCCGUCAAGUUCGCGUCGCAGGGAAUCCAGACCCGCGGCGGGAUCAGAGCUGCUGUCAAUGUCUACGACAUCUACAAUCCGUGUCCCAGGGGAGGAUUCCUGUGCAGCUCCAACUCGGAGUGCGUGACCAUGUGCAACGGAAUCCCCGACUGCCCCGACAAGAGCGACGAGAUGAACUGCUCCUGUCCCAUGCAGUUCGAAUGCGCAGCAGGCGCUGGCUGUGUGGCCUUGUCCGCCGUUUGCAGUGGCUCUGCCGAUUGUGCUUCUGGGAACGAUGAGAAGAGCUGUCUCGGAGAAGAGGUCCCAUGCAGUGCGUUCACAUUCCACUGCAGCAGCGGGCAGUGCAUCCGCAAGCCGAACCCGGAGUGCGACGGUCACAGCGACUGCCCGGAUGGCUCCGACGAGCACUCGUGUGCCUGCGGCAAACGGAUGGUGCAGAGUCGUAUCGUGGGGGGUGAGAGUGCCGUGGCGGGUGCCUGGCCAUGGCAGGCCAGCCUGCGAAGCGGCCUUACCAACAGCCACCACUGUGGCGGCUCCCUCAUCCACCCGAAAUGGGUCCUCACGGCCGCGCACUGCGUCGACAGAAAGGCUGAGGCUCUGAGUGACUGGACGCUCUUAUUCGGGAAACUGCUGCUGGACAAGGAAGACCCGAUGGAGCAGCAUCGCUCAAUCCGCCAGAUCAUUGUGCACAGACAGUACGUCGGCACGGGGAAUGACUACGACAUCGCGCUCCUAGAACUCGACUCGCCCGUCAACCUCACGGAGCAAGUGCAGACCGUGUGCAUGCCGGCCGCGUCGCACGUCUUCCUGCCGGGACAGAUGUGUUGGGUUUCUGGCUGGGGGACUGUCAAAGGCAACGAUUUAUCCCUAUCCAACAACUUGCAGGAGGUCCAACUGCCCCUGAUAAGCCAGAGCGACUGCAUAGGCAGCUACGACCAUGCAACGCCACGCAUGCUGUGCGCCGGCUACCCUAACGGAGGAAAGGACGCGUGCCAGGGCGAUUCGGGGGGUCCCUUGGUGUGCGAGGAUCGCGGCUCCUGGUUCCUCGCCGGCUUGGUGAGCUGGGGCGAUGGCUGCGGGCUGGUCAACAAGCCCGGCGUAUACACCCGCGUCACCGCAUUCGCCAAGUGGAUAAACGACAUGAUCGCCCAAUCUUAACGAUCGGGCUCAUGACGGGCAAGUUUUUCCCACGAAAGAUCCCUCCAACUCGGUCCACCCGGCGGCAUGGAUGGGUGCAUCAGUUGGUCGAACGGCUAGUCAGCGCGUGUGCUGGGGGAAAGCGUGGGUUCUCCUCCCGCACUUUGCAAGACGAUCUGGCCAGUGCGGAAGAGGAAGCCAAAGUACCUGCUGGAGAGGAGCUCUUCAUUGUUUCUUCUAACAGAAGGCCCUUCCACCAGCGGUGGUGUGAGAGAAAAAAAAUGUGCAGGGCUUUGCACCUUUACCUGUACCAUAAUGAUCACAAGGACUCGCGUGUAUUAUUUAUUAACUGUGCAGACGGUGCUCACUAUUGACGGCUUAGCAUCAAACAGUAUCUGUUUACGGAUGUUUUAAUCAGGACAAGUUUUUUGGAAGAGGAGUGUUGAUAAUGGUCAUAGAGUGAAAUGUGAAACAUAUGAUAUAUGAAUCUUCAGUGAAGAAAAUCUUCACCUGUUUACUUCCUCCAUGAAGUAUGACUACGACUGCAACUUGGUGGAGUUGUGAAUCCAUCAUCAACUUAAUGUGAACACGCCAAGAGUGUGUUUGUAUUAUACACUGCUGUCUUUGGUAAUAAUGAGGUUGGCCGAAGAUGCAUGGGGGGGGGGGGGGUGUUCCUACGUGGUUAUAAAGUAGGUUAUCUGGUUAAAGCUUGGUUAUCUUUGACAGUGGUCAAAAGUAACAUAUCUUUAAGGUAUAAUGAUAAUUUCACCAAAAUCGAAUCUCGCUAGAGUGAAUGCUUUUCACCUUUGUAUGUAUUGUAGGUACUCGGUUCACGUGACCCCCCUGAAGCCACAAGUGGCCGCUAGAUUCAACCCAGUGUGAAGACUUAACAACUAAUGAUCGAUUUCACAAUCGAAUCACAACGGUGAAUCGCGGCGAUUCAUCGAACAGUCGGGGAAUGAAUCUUCUUGACAUUUGUGCCAAAUAGUGAUAAGGAGCAUGUCGCAAAACCUAAAGCAUCGAUUCCACGAAACUUAAUUGUUCCACUUUAAAUGUAAUAUUGCUUGUGUGUUCUGCAGAUUUUAUUUUUUAAGUCGUCUCGGUAUAAAAUGGCGACGUAGUGAUGUGACAACCCCUUCUUUGUAUCGCACUUUACGCCCACGAGGACACGUGCAAUUUAUUAUCGGGCUCGCGGGAUCGAACAGUGAUGACGUAAAACUGCACGUCUGCACAAGUGCAACACUGGGAUAUUUUUUAUCUCAUUUCCUAAUUUGAAGGAAACCGAAUUUCCACGAGGUUCAGAGAAACACAUCUACUGAAAUCCACCCGUGUUCACCUCAUUUGAAAUGCAACACUAAAAAGGCCUGGCUUCUGUACAAAAAAGGUUGUCCUGCCUGGAAUGAAUCGCAUAUUUGUAAUUGCGAUGUUGCAGAUGGCACGUAGAAUGCCGUGGUGCGGAAAUAUCCUGUCCGUGAGUAAUAAGCCAGAUUUAAAUCUUGGCUUAAAGAUUUCGUGACUGCAGGAAUUCAUAUUCUUUGGGUCUUUCGGUAAAGUCACGUAGAUAGGUGCAAAGAAAAUAACAAAAAACUACGACGUUUCGAUCGCAACACAAGCGGUCGUCAGCAGGGAAACUGAGUUUGCCUUUAGAAGUAAACCCCCUUUUCCUGAUGACGACUGCUUGUGUUGCGAUCGAAACGUCGUAGGUUCAAAGAAAAUAAUAAAAAAACUAUCUACGUGACUUUACCGAAAGACCCAAAUAAUAUGAAGCCAGAUUUAGUUAGAGCCUAGUCUCACAUGGGUUGGUCGAACCCAUGUGAGACGAGGCUCGAAGGAAAGCUGUCUCGGGUGUGGACCAAUCAACUUCAAGGACAGUGCACAUUAUCAGAGUUAUGUUUUUGUUUGCAAUGACUGCAGGUAUUGUGGUCUAUGUAAACAUGACUCCUUGUAAAAAGGUGUCGGUUUUGUUGCCAGAUACAAGGGUAAAAAACCAAUUAUCAUAUUUUUACUGGCAAAUGAGGUUCCAAUGGUGCAGAUUUAGUUUGUUGGAGCACUUGCAUUAGCAAUGUGAAUAUAAUGUUAGAAGUGGGAUUUUUUAAAAUUAAAUCUUGUGCAGCAGUGUAUGUUGAUGAGAAGCAAGCAUUUUGCCUUGUAUUAUUUACGACAAUUCCAAGGGACAAUUAAAUAUAUUUCGUGAUUUUUUUUAAUAUUACUGUGAUUUAGCAUUUAAAGCUGGUGGGGGAAUGGUGGCACACUGGUUGGUGCAUUGCACUAUGAACCUCGCAAAGUCCCGAGUUUGGUUCUCUGCCAUGGCUAAGUGGUGAGUGAUAUCCCAGCCACUGUCGGUUAAAAGUGCCACGCAAUAACCGCAACGCAUGGCUGGAAUAAGCCUCACCCCCCCCCCCACCCACAGAUUUGCUUUAAUUGUAAUCGUCGGAUAUUAGAAUUUCAAGCAACGAUAAAAGGCUUGACUUGUUAAUGUUGCUACAUAACAAUUGUAGUAAAAUAUCCAAUUUUAAAUGGACACUUUUAAAAAAAAAAUAAGCUUGACCUGUUGGGUUAAUUCCCUGGGGCAAACAAAAUCGUAUAGUGCUAUCAAUGCACGUAAUUAUGUAUUAAUUAUCAUAUAGAUUUCUGUAAAAAAAAGUACAGUAUAUCUUUUAAACAAGAUGUUAUUUCAAUGAAAAUUAUGUGUACGUAUUGUGAAUCUUCUUUGGUCAUUGUGUAAAGUUUACUGUUGUAAAUGGCAUUUAUUUUAAAGCUGCAAAAGUUUUAAACCCAGCGUUGUACGUUUGCUAUAAAUUGAGCCAACGACCUGUGUGUAAACCUUGAAAUUAGUUCAAGUUUGAGAAGCCUAUGGAGUAAUGUUCUUUUAAAAUGAUUGUUGCAAUUUGUAACUUUAUAUAAAAAAUAAAGACCUAAACUAGUUCUA